Misgurnus anguillicaudatus (oriental weatherfish) is the source of this 2006-nucleotide messenger RNA. It is a transcript of the gene pyroxd2, whose product is annotated as pyridine nucleotide-disulphide oxidoreductase domain 2. The record is from RefSeq and is a predicted model, not a curated record. Gene Ontology annotation, molecular function: oxidoreductase activity. NCBI's taxonomy places the organism in Eukaryota, Metazoa, Chordata, Actinopteri, Cypriniformes, Cobitidae.
UGCACAUGGGGAGGAGUUGUGAAGUUUGAGCUUUAGGUUUAAAGGUUGUCAGAAAAACAUCAUGGCUGCUGCGGUCCGGGGGCUUCGAGCACGCAGAGGUUUUAUUUCAUCGACACGGAGCUGCAGCCACAGCGUUACCAUCAAACCUCAAUAUGACGCGAUUAUUAUCGGUGGAGGUCACAAUGGCCUUAUUGCUUCAGCAUAUUUGCAGAAGGGGGGGUUGAAAACUGCUGUACUGGAACGCAGACAUGUGCUUGGAGGAGCAGCUGUAUCUGAAGAAAUCAUUCCAGGGUUUCAUUUCUCCAGGGCCUCCUAUCUGCUCAGUUUACUCCGUCCACACAUCUACCAGGACCUGGAGCUCAAGAAACAUGGCCUGAAGGUGUACAUGAGGGACCCCCAUUCAUUUACCCCCAUGUUGGAGGAGGGCGUCGGAGGGCGGCCACCACGCUCUUUGCUGCUUGGAGCCGAUCUGGCAAAGAAUCAGCAAGAGAUUGGCAAAUUCUCAAAGAAAGAUGCCAAGGUCUAUCCUGAUUUUCUAAGCCAUUUGGAAAGACUUGCCUGUGCCAUUCACCCUCUUCUGGAUGCACCACCUGUUGACAUUCCAGGAGUGACUCAGGGAUCUUUGAGAAAGAGAUUAUCUGCACUGAAGAGCUUAAAACCUUUGGUGAAGUCUGGGUUGAUGUUGGGAAAGAAUAUUCCAGAAUUCUAUGAACUAAUUACAGCUCCAGCUAUGAAGGUGCUAAAUCGCUGGUUUGAAUCAGAGCCAUUGAUAGCCACACUAGCCACAGACUCUGUGAUUGGAGCAAACACAAGUCCAAACAAUCCUGGAAGUGGAUAUGUCCUCCUGCAUCAUGUCAUGGGUGAGCUGGAGAAGGAGAAAGGAGCCUGGGGUUAUGCAGAAGGAGGAAUGGGUGGAGUUUCUCAAUCGAUCGCCCGCUCUGCACGCUCUCUAGGAGCGGAUAUUUUUACAGAGAGAGAUGUUGGACAAGUUCUUAUUGGUCAGGAUGGUUUUGCAAGGGGUGUUGUGCUAAAAGAUGGAACUGAGAUCAUGAGUAAAGUGGUUCUGUCAAACGCCACUCCCUAUGUCACGUUCAAACAGCUCACCCCACAGGACGCCCUGCCUGAGGGAUUCAUCAACGCUGUGGAUCAGAUUGACUAUACUUCUCCUGUUACCAAGAUUAACGUGGCUUUAGACAAGCUGCCUAAUUUCCUGGCCGUUCCGAACAGUUCGGAUGGAAAACCCGGUCCACAUCAUCAAUGUUCAAUCCACCUGAACUGUGAAAGUGUUGAGGUAUUGGAGGACGCUUAUAGGGAAGGCCAGCUGGGACGCCCAUCCUCCAGGCCCAUGUUGGAAAUGACCAUCCCUUCAGUGCUGGAUCCGACUCUAGCGCCCCCGGGCUGUCAUGUGGUGUCUAUCUUCACGCAGUUUACCCCUUAUUGGCUGGAGGGUCACCGUGCUUGGACCAGUGAGGACAGGGAGAGAUUUGCAGACACGGUAUUCGAAUGGAUUGAGCGUUAUGCACCUGGAUUUAAAAAGUCUAUAGUGGGCAAAGAUAUUUUGACUCCUCCUGAUCUUGAGAAGGUCUUUGGUCUCACUGGAGGGAAUAUAUUUCAUGGCUCGAUGUCUUUGGAUCAGUUGUACCUUGCAAGACCUUUGCCCUCUAUAGCUGACUACCGCUCACCAGUCAAAGGGCUGUACUUAUGUGGCAGUGGCAGCCAUCCAGGUGGAGGUGUCAUGGGUGCAGCUGGCUGGAAUGCAGCUCUCACAGUCCUGUCAGAUUUAAAACGACGAUGAUGUCACUUAACAACACGUUUAUUGCCUUCAGCUGGGAAAAAUCACCUUUUGGUGGCCCGCUGGGAUAUUGGGAUGAAAACAAAGAUCAGGCCAAAUAUGAACUGUUGUUGACAUUUUCUGGGAUUUGUUCUGUCUUGCAAAACAUUCAAAACACUCCAAAAAUCUAGCACUUAAAAAAAUUGUUGCAUGCAUUUUUUAACGCCGUACAAUU